AUGGCCGUUGACCUACACGAACUGCACCGUUUCGCGGUCGAACUCGCUGUCGAAGCCGGUGCGCUACUCCGUGAUGCCUCCCUGUCCCUACGUCGACCUUCUCAAUCCUCCUCCUCCGCAACAGCUGCUCAACAAAAGAAGAACGCAGUCGACUUGGUGACCUCCACUGACCAUGCCCUCGAACAUCUGCUCCGCACACGGAUACACAAUCGCUAUCCCUCUCACAAAUUCCUCGGGGAAGAGUCAUACGAGGCUUCCCUUCCCUCAUCCGAGCGGCCAUAUCUCGUCACUGGUGAACCCACCUGGAUCGUAGAUCCUCUCGACGGCACCGUCAACCACGUCCACCAAUUCCCCCUAACAUGCAUCUCUAUCGGUUUCGCGCUCGACGGAAUACCCGUCAUGGGCGUCAUCUACGCACCCAUGCUCGACCAACUCUUCUCGGGUGCAAAGGGAUGCGGAGCCUACAUGAACACGCACUGUCUCCUCCGAGCACCCACAUUCGAUUCCACGACUUCGUUACCACUCAUCCAACCUCCACCACCGAUACCGCCAAAUGCACCACAAGGAUGCCUACUCGCCGUAGAGUGGGGGAAGGACCGAAGACUGAGCGUGGACAGCACUUUGGCGCGAAAGAUCGAAUCAUUCCAAGAUACACCGCCACCAAUAUUACCAGCCCUGAGAGCACCUGGUGGAAUGGUCCAUGGCAUCCGCAGCCUCGGCUCCGCAGCUUUGGACAUGGCAUAUGUCGCCGCUGGCUCUCUCGACAUCUUCUGGGAAGGCGGAUGUUGGGAGUGGGAUGUCUGUGCAGGAUGGGCCAUCCUCGUCGAGGCAGGUGGGUUGAUUACGACAUGUAAUUCCCCUCCUGAAGGUGAUCCGGAUGUGGCUGAGAUACCGGAGGCGAGAUUGGGGAGUCGCCUUUAUCUCGCGGUACGACCUGCGGGGGAUGCGGUGAGUGAGAACGGUUCGGGGAGGGAGACGGCCAGGGAAGGGCAAGAGAGGUGUGUUCGGGAGGUUUGGAAGAGGAUCAGGGGUUUGGGGUAUAGGAGGGACGGAGCAUGA
Messenger RNA from Saitoella complicata NRRL Y-17804, 1059 nucleotides. RefSeq lists its product as uncharacterized. The transcript is spliced from 2 exons. NCBI's taxonomy places the organism in Eukaryota, Fungi, Ascomycota, Saitoellomycetes, Saitoellales, Saitoellaceae. Bases 1 to 1059 code for a protein of 352 amino acids. The record is from RefSeq and is a predicted model, not a curated record. Gene Ontology annotation, molecular function: inositol monophosphate 1-phosphatase activity. Gene Ontology annotation, biological process: signal transduction; phosphatidylinositol phosphate biosynthetic process; inositol metabolic process.